AUGGUUAACCAAAGCUCCACACAGGGCUUCCUCCUUCUGGGCUUCUCUGAACACCCAGCACUGGAAAGGACUCUCUUCGUGGUUGUCUUCACUUCCUACCUCCUAACCCUAGUGGGCAACACACUCAUCAUCCUGCUGUCUGUGCUGGACCCCAAGCUCCACUCUCCAAUGUACUUUUUCCUCUCCAACCUCUCCUUCUUGGACCUCUGUUUCACCACGAGUUGUGUCCCCCAAAUGCUGGUCAACCUCUGGGGCCCAAAGAAGACCAUCAGCUUCCUGGGCUGCUCUGUCCAGCUCUUCAUCUUCCUGUCCCUGGGGACCACUGAGUGCAUCCUCCUGACAGUGAUGGCCUUUGACCGAUACGUGGCUGUCUGCCAGCCCCUCCACUAUGCCACCAUCAUCCACCCCCGCCUGUGCUGGCAGCUGGCAUCUGUGGCCUGGGUCAUUGGGCUAGUGGAGUCAGUGGUCCAGACACCAUCCACCCUGCGCCUGCCCUUCUGCCCCCAUCGGCAAGUGGAUGAUUUUGUCUGUGAGGUCCCAGCUUUAAUUCGACUCUCCUGUGGGGACACCUCCUACAAUGAGAUCCAGAUGGCUGUUGCCAGUGUCUUCAUCUUGGUUAUGCCUCUCAGCCUCAUCCUUGUCUCUUAUGGAGCCAUUACCCAGGCAGUGCUGAGGAUUAACUCUGCAAAAGGGCAGAGGAAAGCUUUUGGGACCUGCUCCUCCCAUCUCACUGUGGUCACCCUCUUCUACAGCUCAGUCAUUGCUGUCUACCUCCAGCCCAAAAAUCCCUAUGCCCAAGAGAGGGGCAAGUUCUUUGGUCUCUUCUAUGCAGUGGGCACUCCUUCACUUAACCCUCUCAUAUACACCCUGAGGAACAAGGAGGUAACCAGGGCAUUCAGGAGAUUGCUGGGGAAGGAAAUGGGGCUCACACAAAGCUCAGGGAGAGCUGCUUAA
Messenger RNA from Gorilla gorilla gorilla (western lowland gorilla), 954 nucleotides. RefSeq names its product olfactory receptor 2H2. Gene Ontology annotation, cellular component: membrane. The coding region runs from base 1 to 954 and encodes 317 amino acids. Gene Ontology annotation, molecular function: G protein-coupled receptor activity; olfactory receptor activity. Gene Ontology annotation, biological process: G protein-coupled receptor signaling pathway. NCBI's taxonomy places the organism in Eukaryota, Metazoa, Chordata, Mammalia, Primates, Hominidae. The transcript has a single exon. The record is from RefSeq and is a predicted model, not a curated record.